CGGCAGCGGCGGCGGUGGCCGAGGCGGGACUUCACGAUGAGAAUGAUUGAGAGCGUUGACUCCGUGGUCACCAGGUCCAGCGAAGACCUCUGGGCUGAAAUCUGUUCGUGUCUGCCACAUCCCGACCAGAAGGAUGCUAGCGAUGCUUUUACAGACUCCUUCAUGGAUUCCUACACUGACGGAGGAAGCCAGGGCAGUGAAUCAGGUGGCUCUUCCCAAACAAAUCUGAAGCCCUGGGCACCCCUGAAUGAUUCAGAGGUGUAUUUAGCAUCCCUAGAGAGAAGACUGAUGAGAAUUAAAGGCUUGUCUCAAGAGGUGACCUCCAAGGAUAUGCUGCGCACUCUCUCCCAGGCUAAGAAGGAAUGCUGGGACAGGUUCCUGCAGGAGAAGUUUGAGUCUGAAUUUUACGUAGAGGGACAUGACUCUGAUGAGAGCACGCUGGAACAUCUAAAGCGAUGGCUGCAACCUGAUAAAGUGGCAAUCAAUACUGAGGAGGUACAGUACCUCAUCCCUCCAGAAUCUCAGCCAGAGAAGCAGGAGACCGAGGAAGAACCUCCAGCUGCGGAGCAGUGAGAUACGCGCCAGCCGUGCCGCAGAGCUGCCUCUUGUCCGAACCCUGAUGAAGUUGUAUCAGCGACAGUAAUAACGGGAGGGGGAGCGGGGGGCAAAAGUGCCAAUUAUCAGUCAUUUAAAAAACAAAAAAAAGCCCAACACACACACACAGAAACCCAGCUCUGCACCUCCAGAGACAGUGACUGGCAUUUGUUACGGACAAGAGUGAAACGCCUGUGACGCAGCGUAUGCUGAACUGAAAUCUUACUUUGAUCUUCUCCCAGCCUGUAGCAACCUAAUCAUUCCAGUCUGAAUGUGAAUUGUUUGUAAUUCAUCAGGAGACAUACUGGACAAAAAAAAAAAAAAGCAGUUGUUCAGAAGCAUCAGAAAACAUAAUGGUCUAGAAUAGAACAGAUAAAACCACUGAAUCAGUUUUUCUUCCUGUCUUGUACCUUUUUUAUUACUCAGUUGGGCAUUUUUUUUAAUUUCCUGCAAAGUCCACUGUGGUGUUUUCUAUAGAUCUUCACUAUUUAAGCCUGAAUUGGCCCUGAGCUCUGAGGAAGACAGAUGUUUUUCACCUACAUGAAUCUGGAACCCUAGAGGAAGCUAUCCUUGCAAUCAUUAAAUUGAUGGUAUCAUUGCCAUUGUAACUAUUUAACAUUCCUCUCUAUGUAAUGUACCCUCCUACCAUAUCCCACUUCAUUGGCCAAACUCUCUAUUAUAGAAUAGACUGGAGGGGGAGUAUUUUUUUUUUUUCUUGUUGGUCAUUUUGUACCUGUUCCUCAUCCUUCAGCCUUUCCAAAAGAGGGUCAGAUGAGAUUCUGUAUCGGGAAACCAAGCGCAAUAACCAGGGAGGCUACAAAUAACUUGUUUUCAUCACAGACUUGCAUAGAAUUACCUGACUUUAAAUAUGUUCUAAUAUUUAAUUGUUUUUCAUCCUGUUUAACGCCGCAGAGGGUUAUUCCCGUUACUAAUCAAAGAAUCUGUAAUCAUGUACUUGUGUAAGACUGAGUCGUCUUUAACCUGUGCUUUCUGUCUUGGCAUUGACACUAAAGGUCGAUAGAGGGAAGCAGCAUACAUCUUCUGUCAGAUAAAGCCCGUUAAGACAGAAAUUGUGGGGGUAGUUCUAGUAGUUUAUGCACACUGGGUUCGUACCAUGUUCAUUAUGUAUCUGUAUGAAAAUACAUUUUUAAAAGUAGCUUCUUGAUAGAC
This is a messenger RNA of Gymnogyps californianus (California condor), 1764 nucleotides long. It is a transcript of the gene CCDC32, whose product is annotated as coiled-coil domain containing 32. Gene Ontology annotation, biological process: cilium organization. The coding region runs from base 37 to 573 and encodes 178 amino acids. The record is from RefSeq and is a predicted model, not a curated record. NCBI's taxonomy places the organism in Eukaryota, Metazoa, Chordata, Aves, Accipitriformes, Cathartidae. The transcript has 4 exons.